GUCUAAAGACAGCAUGUACCAUGCCCUUGGCUAUAGCACUAUUUUAGUUAUGCAGGCUGCUAUGACCUUCGAGCACCAGGAUAUCCAAAUGGGGAUUUCUACAAUGAAGGAAGCUUUACACACCUGCCAAAGAUUCAGGAAAAGAAGCACAGUGGUAGAGUCUUUGUCCAGUCUGGUUUCUAAACAGUCAAUGGAUCAGCUGAGUGAAGAGGAAAUGCAUGCAGAAAUCUGUUAUGCUGAAUGUUUGCUACAGAAAGCAGCACUCACAUUUGUACAGGAUGAAAAUAUGAUCAACUUUAUCAAAGGUGGCCUCAAAAUUAGGACAAGUUACCAAAUAUACAAAGAAUGUCAUCAGGUGCUACAGAUGACUCAGGGCAACAAAAAUAAAAAUGAAACCUACCAUCAGUUUGAAGGAGGAGUAAAACUUGGAAUAGGAGCAUUCAAUUUGAUGCUGUCCCUUUUACCAGGAAGGAUUCUCCGACUUCUAGAAUUUAUUGGGUUUUCUGGCAAUAGGAAAUUGGGCCUCCAUCAGCUGCGGGAAGGUGCUUCUGGUGGCAGUUUGAGGGCCAUACUGUGUACUUUUACCCUGUUGGUAUAUCAUACUUACGUCUCUUUAAUCCUUGGUAUAGGGGAAGCCAACCUUCAGGAAGCAGAGACUCUUCUUGAACCCUACCUCCAGAAGUUUCCAAAUGGUUCCAUCAUUUUGUUUUAUGAUGCCAGAAUAGAUAUACUGAAAGGAAAUUUUGAAAAGGCACAGUCAAAAUUCCAAGAAUGCAUUGCUGCUCAGCAAGAGUGGAAACAGAUUCAUCAUCUCUGUUAUUGGGAACUGAUGUGGUGCUACUCAUUCCAGCAGAACUGGCUUCAAGCAUAUCGGUAUGCAGACCUGCUCUGCAAAGAGAGCAGGUGGUCUAAGGCAAUAUAUGUAUUCCAGAAAGCUGCAAUUUUGUGUAUGCUUCCAGAUGAGGAUGUGAAAACAACUGGAGAAGAUAUUGUGUCUUUGUUCAGACAAGUGGAUGGUCUAAGACAAAGAAUUGCAGGAAAAUCUAUCCCAACAGAAAAGUUAGCAGUGAGGAAAGCUCGACGCUAUAAUGGUGCUCAGCCAGUGAAGCUUAUACUACCUGCCCUGGAAAUGAUGUAUGUCUGGAAUGGAUUUGCAAUCGUAGGCAAAAGGGCUGACCUCACAGAAAGUUUACUGAUAACAAUUGAGAAAGAAGAAACUGCUUUACAGAAUCAAACUAGUCGCACUGAAUAUUUUAUAGAUGAUUUGUGCUUGCUGCAGUUACUAAAAGGCCUUUGUUUGAAACACCUAGGAAGACUCUUGCAAGCUGAACUGUGUUUUAAUCAAGUUAUCCAAAGUGAGAAGCAGAUAAAAUAUGAUAACUAUUUGGUGCCAUUCACUCUGUAUGAGUUGGGACUUCUAUACAAACAGCAGGACCAGAGAGAGAAAGCAAUAAGAUGUAUAGAAACUGCAAAAAACAACUACAAAGAAUACUCCAUGGAGUCCAGGUUACACUUCAGGAUUCAUGCAGCCCUUGACAGCCUGAAAGUGACUCCAGCUUCUACGCCUUGA
Emys orbicularis (European pond turtle) is the source of this 1570-nucleotide messenger RNA. RefSeq names its product tetratricopeptide repeat domain 39B (gene TTC39B). Bases 14 to 1570 code for a protein of 518 amino acids. The transcript has 16 exons. The record is from RefSeq and is a predicted model, not a curated record. Gene Ontology annotation, molecular function: protein binding. NCBI's taxonomy places the organism in Eukaryota, Metazoa, Chordata, Testudines, Emydidae.